AGACGGCAUCUGUCAAAGCCCACAUUUAAACUGCUGCCUGCCUGUGCAGCAGCUGAAGAACUAUGGAAUGGAUUUUACAGACCAAAACCCUUAGUUAAAAUUGCUCAAAACCUUUUCAGUUACUGCCUAGCAACAAAGGAGGGAGGAAGGAAGGAAGGAAGGAAGAGGAGGAGGGAGAGAGAAAUCUCAUUACUGAAUGCAACUGAACCACUACAUUCUAGCACUUGCUGCUUAACAUUAUCGCUAGAAAUAUGGAUACUGAGAAGAGAAUACAGCACUGCAUUGUCCGACAAGGGAAAUACCAGAUGUAAAAGCUUCAAUGCAUCAAUUGUCAGGAACAGACAACCCUCCUUGGAACACAAGCAAGAGCUACUGUUCUUUCAUUUGAAAGAUGAACAAAAGACCCCAAGAAAUGGACACUUAUAAGCAAGGAAGGUAACACAGCAACGAGCAGACAGAUGGACAGAUUGGAUAUCGUGAAAAGCAAUCGCAGGAAGCAGACGUUCGGGGGAUGUGCGCAUGUUCGAUAGCAUCUUUUUUGCUGAAGUGAUGGUGUGCCGAAACUAUUUUCAGCAGGCAUAAUCCUCUCAACGUAAAUGGCCUAACCAAGGAAGCAGGGUGACCCUUUUGCACAGAAUUACUCAAUGUGAAUAUAACAGAAGAUGAAUACCAAAGAAUAGCAGUGGAUUCAAAAGGAAAGGAAAAAGCAUUUCGUUCAACCAUUAUCUCACAUCCCAUUGUUGGAUAUGUACAACAUGCUUCAGUGGAGAAGACGACACUGCUGUUUUGCAAAAAUGACGUGGAAUACCAAAAGGUCUCUGUUUCGUACCCAUCUUAUUGGUCUGCUUUCUCUCGUAUUUCUUUUUGCUAUGUUUCUGUUCUUUAAUCAUCAUGACUGGCUGCCAGGCAGGGCUGGAUUCAAAGAAAAUCCUGUGGCUUACACUAUUCGAGAAUUUAGGUCUACAAAAAGUGAAACAAACCACAGCUCUCUGAGGAAUAUUUGGAAGGAUACAGUCCCUCAGACUCUUAGGCCUCAGAUAGUUACUAAUUCCAACAACACUGACCUGUCACCACAAGGAGUAACUGGUUUAGAGAACACACUCAGUGCCAAUGGAAGUAUUUACAAUGAGAAAGGUACUGGACAUCCAACUUCAUAUCAUUUUAAGUAUAUAAUAAAUGAGCCCGAAAAAUGCCAGGAGAAGAGUCCUUUUCUAAUACUACUCAUAGCUGCAGAACCAGGCCAAGUGGAAGCUAGACAAGCUAUUCGGCAAACAUGGGGUAAUGAAAGCCUGGCACCGGGUAUCCAAAUUGUUCGCAUUUUUUUGCUGGGCUUAAGCAUUAAACUAAAUGGAUACCUCCAACGUGCCAUACUGGAGGAAAGCAGACAAUACCAUGAUGUUAUUCAACAAGAAUAUUUAGACACUUAUUAUAACUUAACCAUUAAAACUCUUAUGGGAAUGAACUGGGUUGCCACCUACUGUCCAAAUGUUCCCUAUGUUAUGAAAACUGAUAGUGAUAUGUUUGUCAAUACUGAGUAUUUAAUACAUAAGCUUCUGAAGCCAGAACUGCCUUCAAGGCACAAGUAUUUUACAGGUUACCUAAUGAGAGGGUAUGCACCUAAUAGGAACAAGGAUAGCAAGUGGUAUAUGCCACCUGAUCUGUAUCCAAGUGAGCGUUACCCUGUAUUCUGCUCAGGAACUGGUUAUGUCUUUUCUGGAGAUUUGGCAGAAAAGAUAUUUAAAGUCUCUUUAAGCAUCAGACGCUUGCACUUAGAGGAUGUAUAUGUGGGGAUCUGUCUUGCCAAGUUGCGUAUUGACCCUAUGCCCCCACCCAAUGAGUUUGUCUUCAAUCACUGGCGAGUUUCUUAUUCCAGCUGUAAAUAUAGCCACCUAAUUACCUCCCAUCAGUUCCAGCCUAGUGAACUGAUCAAAUACUGGAACCACUUACAACAAAAUAAGCACAAUGCCUGUGCCAAUGUAGCAAAAGAAAAAGCUGGCAGGUAUCGCCAUCGUAAACUGCAUUAAAAAGGACAAUACUCCCUCUAUAAAAGUAUCCCAUGUGCAAUUUGUAAAUAUUGCUGAAAGCAUGUACAGUGAAAAUGGAUGAGCUUAAUGGGACAGUCUUUAGUUAAGCCCUCAUGACAUAAUGGAGUUUGAAAAUUAUUUUUUUAAUUUUAGAAGAGUAUAAUUCUUGAAGAUAGUAAUAUUAUGAAACUAUAACCAAGAGGUUUUCCAAACAAAUUUGAGGAAAAAAAAGAUGGUAUACAAGGAUUUUUCUGUGUUAAUGUGCAAUAAUAAGCAUGCACACUUUGGUGGUACACUUGCUAUUUUAUGUGCCAAUAAAAUAUAAUUGAGCAUAUUUUCCACACUAAAUUAUUAAUUUUUUUUUAAAUACACACACUGCUCUAAUUCAAAACAGUAUCUCCUCCUCAGCCAUUAAUGAUUUCAUUCUGUUGUCUAGAACUGUUGUAAAUAAAAUUAUCCAUGACAAGUUAAGGACAUUCUGUAAGUUUACAAAGAAGUUUUCUUCCUUAACUUCAGAACCACGUUAAAAAGUGAUUACACAGCUGUUUCACAGGCAAUAGGAAUUUAGUAAUGUGACAUUUACAAUUUGAGAAGAAACUAUUAAUACAUUUUAAAGUACUGAGCACAGACUUUACUACAGUAAGACAAACAAAACCCGCAGUUUAGAAGGCUGAUAUUUUGUGGUGUGACAGCUUGUAAUGUGAACUGAGGCUUAGGGCUUGGCUACACUCAAAACUCCAAAGCGCUACCGCGGCAGCGCU
Messenger RNA from Chelonoidis abingdonii (Abingdon island giant tortoise), 2785 nucleotides. RefSeq names its product beta-1,3-galactosyltransferase 2. The record is from RefSeq and is a predicted model, not a curated record. Gene Ontology annotation, biological process: protein O-linked glycosylation. NCBI's taxonomy places the organism in Eukaryota, Metazoa, Chordata, Testudines, Testudinidae. Gene Ontology annotation, molecular function: N-acetyl-beta-D-glucosaminide beta-(1,3)-galactosyltransferase activity. Gene Ontology annotation, cellular component: Golgi membrane.